AGUUAAUGGAUCGACGUUCAAGUGCCACACUCAUUAAAUAAAAGUACUUUGUUUGUGAUAGAGAAUCUAUCUAAGAUCCAUUCGCAAACAGUAUUGAUCAAUAUUUUAAGAGGAGCAAAAAAAGAAUUUAUGGUUUUGCCUUUGCUAGUACUUAUUUUCAUUUUAAUUCAGGUCUAUUUUUCCUCCUCCUUUUGAUUCCAUCAAUCAUCCUAUAGCAGGAUUUGUUAGAACUUAUUGUUUAACCCUCAGAAGGAGUAAAAUUUAUUGUUAAAAAAACUCUGGACUCUCCAAUUACUGUGGAAAUUGUCUCUGCUAAUUCUUACUCUCUAUCAGAUAUACAACUUUAUUUAGAUGGCCAUAUAAUUGAACACUUUACAAUUAUGUAAGAAUUGAUAUCGAAUUCUACUCAUACAAUAACAAGCAAUUAAUCCUUUUAAUUUAGUAUUAAUUUAAUGAUCGUAGCAGUUAGAUUAAUGUCAUAGUUUACCUAUAUUCCUGCAUCAUACCUUAUUGUUUAAAUAGUUAUGCUAGUUCUCUCUUUCCUCUAUUUAAUUUAAGAAAUUAUAAGAAAAAAGAAAUUUUGA
Messenger RNA from Paramecium sonneborni, 584 nucleotides. Lineage: Eukaryota; Ciliophora; Oligohymenophorea; Peniculida; Parameciidae. The record is from the annotation of a GenBank genome assembly.